Molecule: messenger RNA, 2276 nt
Organism: Chlamydomonas reinhardtii
Lineage: Eukaryota; Viridiplantae; Chlorophyta; Chlorophyceae; Chlamydomonadales; Chlamydomonadaceae
Exons: 12
Coding region: 183-1859 (558 amino acids)
Biological process (GO): intraciliary transport
Cellular component (GO): ciliary plasm; cytoplasmic dynein complex
Molecular function (GO): dynein heavy chain binding; dynein light chain binding
Source: RefSeq, a predicted model, not a curated record
CAAAUACAGCCUGCAACUGAUUUCACACGGAGCUUGACAAGCGACUCGAAGGCGCACGGUUGCUCGGCUCCGGAGGGGCGCGUGACCUGGUGUAUAACUGCACAAUUUUAAGCUAAUAGUGAGACUGGACAUUGUAAGACUGCAGCUUUAAGCUGGCUCUGUUUCUUCCACUGCGCGAGGAAAUGCAAGAGGUCCCGCCAGAUUUCGAGGACGUGCAUAUAGCAGAAGCUCGGGUGGAUGUUCCCAGCACAUGGCGCGACCAGAUUGUGAACACGAAUGCGGUCGCGACGGAGACGCACCCAUUGAAGUGCGCUGAGGUUGAGACGCAGACCGGUAGCAAGGAUAACCAAGGCACGCAGACCGACGAUGCCGGCGGCGGCCGGCCGCCGUCGCCCAGCAAGGUCCAGGCUUCUGGAGUAGCUGACUUCAUGGCGAAGGUGGAAGGCAUGGUGGCUGGGGAGCUGGUGAAGGCAACGGAGGAGCACGAAGUGCUGGAGCCGUUCACACGGGCGGCGGAUGACGAGCAGGAGCCUGCGACGUGCAUCCACUACCUGUCGCCGUUCCAGCAGGACGCAGCGGCCAACCAGGACCUCAACGCCACCAGCACCCAGCUCAACAAGCACAAGCUGGUGGUCACAGGCGUGUCAUGGAGCAGCACCGGUCAGACCAUCGCGGCCUCGUUCGGCAGGUACGACGUUGUGGGCUGGUGCACGUACCCUGGCAUGCUGUGCACGUGGAACCUGGGCCGCGAGGAGGUGAAUGCCACGCGGCCUGACACCCGCAUCGACACCGAUACCUGCCUCAUGAGCUGCGCCUUCCACCCGGCGCACCCGGCGCUGAUCGCGGGCGGUACCUUCAAUGGAGAGCUGUACGUUUGGGACCUUAGCCUGGAGGGCGACAGCCAGCGCGGCCGCUCCGACGUGCUGCUGGACGUGCGGCACAUGGAGCCCAUCAUCGCCAUCACCUGGCAGUACAACAUGACGGACGCGGCAAAGUACGGCACCAAGGACAAGUCGUACCGGCUGGUGACGCUAGGCGCGGACGGCAAGGUGCUGACGUGGCUGUGGCACAAGCUGGAUGCGCCCGUGUACGGGUACCAGCUCAUGUUCCCGCAGCCAGGCGUGGACCGCAAGUUCGUGUGGGGAGGCGCCUGCAUGGGCUUCCAGCGUGAGCCACGCGGCACCAGCACCGCCGCGCGCGACAAGGAGACGGGUCUGCACGGCGGCGACGCAGCGGGCACUUUCCUUGUGGGCACGGAGGGCGGCAAGAUCUUCAAGUGCUACAACGACGCCAAUGACGUCAACACCAAGGAGUUCUCGCGUGCCGUGGGUGCGGGUGAGCGUGUCGAGCUGCGCACGCCGGUGCGGGAGGGCGGCUACCAGCCACACGCCGGAGCCGUGUUCGGUCUGGACUGCUCGCCGUUCCAGCGCGAGCUCUUCCUGACCGGCUCCACGGACGGCAGCGUGCGCAUGUACUCGUCGCUGCGCAUGCAGCCGCUGCUGCACCUGGAGCCCACCUCCUCCUACCUGUUCGUGGUGCAGUGGAGCCCCUUCCGGCCGCUGGUGUUCGCCGCGGCGGCAGGCGACGGCUGCGUGUACCUGUUCGACCUGGCCCGGCAGCAGGAGGUGGUGCGGCCGGUGCUGACGCUGGACGCCAACGGCAUGCGCAAGCCCGUGUACUCGCUAGCCUUCAACCCGCGCAAGCCCGACAUGCUGGCGACAGGAGACCCCACCGGCAUCCAGAUCUGGCGGCUGCCGUCUUCGCUGACGUCGGUGCGCCGCGGCGAGGAGGCGCUGCUGCGGAAGCUGGCGGUGGCGGACGACGUGCCCGAGGCACUGCGCGGCAACUUCACGCGGUAGAGUGGCAGUGCCGGCAGCGGUACCGGUGGCGGAUUAAAGUUGGCGCGGGGGUGGCGGAGCGGGUGAUGCUUGUGCGACCAGCCGCGGGAGGGGCCAGGACUGGUUUAGGCCAGAGCCAGGAUGGCGUGGAGGAUACAAUAGGUGGUUGCUAUCAUGGCAUGAGCAGAGCUCCAUCGGGGUGCAGGAAGCGAUGUGGAGUUCCGGAUAGACAUGCUUUGGCGCGAGCUGAAGCGAUGAGUCGAGAAUGGGGCGUGACUCUUGCAGGUGGAGGUGGUGCGGAGGCGGGGGAAUGCAGCAGGACCUCUGCGUGAGUCAGUUAAUCUGUACAGUUUGUACAUAUAAAUCGCGGGGAGGUGCUGAGACGCACCCGCUCGCAAAACAGGAUUGCAUGGGCGCUGCAUGUAAGUGCAUGAUGGG